UUAAAUUAGAAGGGAUAUGAUUUUUUUGGAAUAAAAUAAACGUUAUAAUGUAGGGUGAUUAAAAACCGGACUGUGUGUUGUCUUACAGAAUGUUUUUAAAGUAUUUUGUUGAAAUAGUGUGUGCUUUGAGGUUUGAGAGCUGCUGGACCGGGUCGGUGCUCCACAUCACUGUGAGGGCACAGUAGUAGCCCAUAGGGGGCGACAGAGAGCCCCGAUUCUGUAAAAACAACAUCUCACCUUCUUUCUUUAGUCCAAGUGCAGGAGCACGUUAGAGUGACCAUGGAGUGCGUCUGCUGUCAUGUAGUUCAGCGUUAAUACGGCGUGAAUAGUGGGCGAAGGGGGACUCUCGAGAGGACACGAAGGAGCCAGGCGCCAGCUAUGGCCGCGCGGGAGGAAGGAGAGGCUCUGCACGGCAAAAUAAGACACCACGACGGGGCUGGAAGUGUAAACAGCUCGGAGGGCUUCAGGAACGGCUAUGUGAAGAGCUGCGUCACCCCCCUGAAACAGGACCCCCAGAGGGGAUUUUUGUUCAGCUUGUGCAGGUUUUGCAACGAGGACGUUCUCAAUUCGAAAUUGUUAAAGGUCUCUGCCCUGUACGUCGGCGCCUUUGUUGUUUUCGCGAUUUCCUUUCUCCUUUCUAGGACCUUGCAAAGUGACUCGCUAUGGGAUUUGCGGACUUUUUUGUCGGGCUUCUCCCAGUCCAUCAGUCCACUCUUCAGCCUAGGAUGUGCUUUCUUCUUUCUAACGUUCUACCUGAGGAGGAAAAAGAAGGAGAGCAGCAAAUGUUGGCUGGUGUCGCUGCCAGCGUCCUGUUUCCUCGGGGAUUUUCUGGUUUUGCGCUUUUUGCAGUGGGGAGAGGACCAGCACCAGAUGCAAAUGGUGGGCAGGUUGCUGUUCGUGCUGGGAUGUGUGGGUCUGCUCACGCUGAUCCCGACCCUGAAGCUCAAACACAGCGUCCUCAUACUGGUGUUCGCCAGCGUGGUGUGGCUGGUGUCUUUCACAAGUUUGAGCGGUCUGCCCGCACUCCUCAGACCGCUCCUGGCGUGCUUCGCCGGGGUGUCGGGCUGCCUGUUGGGGCUCUGUUUCGACCGCUACUACCCGGCGAGGGAUGCGCCGAGCGGGAUUUCCAGCGUGGAGGAGAAGGUCCCCGUCAUCAGACCGAGGAGACGGUCCAGCUGCGUGUCUCUGGGGGAGACGUCGACCAGCUAUUAUGGCAGUUGUAAAAUGCCCCGCAGACCUUCGUUGCCCUGCAUAUCUAGAGAGCAGAUGAUCUUAUGGGACUGGGAUCUGAAGCACUGGUACAAACCGCAGUAUCAGGGCGCAGUCAGCGGGAACGGCGUUGAUCUGUCAGUCAUCAACGAGGCCAGAAACCUGGUGUCCGAUGUGCUGGUGGACUCAUCUCUGUCGGCCAACACCAUCGCCAACCUGCGCAGCAUCUCCAGCCUGCUGGGGACGUUUUCAGGGUCAUGCCGUCCGAGGGUCAACCCCUUCACGCCUUUCCCCGGCUUCUACUCUGUGGAGGCGGAGGACUCUGUCGACAGGACCGACAGGAAAAACAUUAAGGGUCUGAGCAGCAGAAACAGCCUCCCUACUCCUCAACCCAGGCGGAGUUCUACGUCCUCGGCACCAACUUCCUUCGCCGCUCUGGACUCCCCCGCUUCACGCUGGGAGCGUAACAACGGAAAGAGGCAGCACUCUGAACUCAUCCUCAUGAGCUCAGGUCUGCCCAACGGUCCCAAUUCAAACCUGCUCACCAUUCCCAAGCAGAGGUCUUCCUCUGUGACUCUCACAUACCAUGCUGGGGCCAGAAGGCCAGGCGCAUCCCCCAGCCUUAGUCCUGUAACCUCACCCAGCCACAGUCCUCCAGCCCUGGGGACAGGAGGCUCAUCGUCCCAUGUCAGUCGAUCACCUGUGGAGUUCCCAGACACGGCGGACUUCCUGACGAAGCCAAGUGUUCACUUGAACAUGCACAAGCCUUUAAGCUACCCUAUUAGCUCUGCCGAUUCCCAGCAGGCCUUCCGCAACUCUACCUUUCCCGUCUGUACCAGCUGUGGCCGUCAGAUGCUCAAGGGAGUUUCCAGCAGUGACCAUGGGGAUUCUCACCCUCCGUUUAACAGCGAGGGUCAAUGCAGGCGCUCAGGUGAAGGGCUGGACUUUAGUGGGGAGCCUGUUAUAAGAGAGGAGAGCAGUGAGCUGGACGUGUCUGCAGAUGGAAGGCUAGAAGCUGGAAGAAACCAGGGCCUGGCCGAAGAGGAGGAGGAGAGCUCGAGCACGGAGCAGUCAACGCCAAAAUCAGAGGAUGAACAGGAAUUCAAGUUAGAUCCCAUGCUGGAGGACCACGAGGCUCUCAUGGAGAAAAUGAACACCUGGAACUUCCAGAUCUUUGACCUGGUGGAUGUAACAGGAGGGAAGACGGGACGCAUUCUCAGCUAUGUCACAUACACGCUUUUCCAGGACAUGUGUCUGUUUGAAAUCUUCAAGAUCCCCGUGAGGGAGUUCAUGUCAUACUUUCAUGCUCUGGAAAACGGCUACAGAGACAUUCCCUACCAUAACCGGGUCCAUGCUACUGAUGUGCUCCACGCUGUCUGGUAUUUGACCACUCAACCCAUCCCAGGCUUCCAGCAGAUCCACAGCGAGCAUGUCACAGGAAGUGACACAGACUCCGAUAGUGGCAUCUCUCCAGGCAGGAUAUCCUACGCCUCCUCCAAGAGCUCCUCAGUCUCAGACGACAGCUAUGGCUGCCUGGCCUGGAACAUCCCCGCUCUGGAGCUCAUGGCCCUUUAUGUAGCUGCUGCAAUGCACGACUAUGACCAUCCAGGUCGCACUAAUGCCUUUCUAGUCGCCACUAAUGCACCUCAGGCUGUUCUCUAUAAUGACCGCUCGGUUCUGGAGAACCACCACGCUGCGUCUGCCUGGAACCUCUACCUGUCCCAGCCCGAGUACAACUUUCUGGCCAACCUCGAUCACGUGGAAUUCAAGCGAUUCCGCUUCCUUGUCAUCGAGGCCAUACUGGCCACAGACCUCAAGAAGCACUUUGACUUUUUGGCUGAGUUCAAUACGAAGGUGAACGAUGUGAAUAGUCCUGGAAUAGAUUGGACCAACGAGAAUGACAGGCUACUGGUAUGCCAAGUGUGCAUCAAGCUAGCAGACAUAAACGGACCAGCUAAAGUCCGGGACCUGCACCUGAAGUGGACCGAAGGCAUCGUCAAUGAGUUUUACGAGCAGGGAGACGAGGAGACAAAAUUGGGAUUACCCAUCAGCCCCUUCAUGGACCGCUCGGCCCCGCAGCUGGCCAAGCUGCAGGAGUCCUUCAUCACCCACAUUGUUGGACCACUGUGUAAUUCUUAUGAUGCUGCGGGCCUGCUCCCUGGCUACUGGAUUAGUAAAGAAGGGUCGGAUGAAGAGGAGGACGAGGGGCAGGGGGACAUCGAUUUGGAUGAAGAUGAAGAUGAGGAAGAUGUGCUAGAAGAUGAGCUGGCUCCAAGAAGGACGAAAAAUCGCCGCAGGCUGUACUGCUGCAUCAUGCACCACCUGACGGAGAACCACAAGGUUUGGAAGAAGAUCAUCGAGGAGGAGGACAAAAACAAAGAUCUGGGCAAACAACAGCAGCAGGACAGCUUGCCCUCCUCCCCAUCAGAUGACAUCCAGGUCAUCCAGGAGGAGGAGGAGGGAGAGGAAAGACAGUAAUGGAAGGAGUAGGACGAGCAGGAUCCCCGGUCCUUUUUCUUACCUGCCUUUCACUGACUGAUAAAUGCACAUAAAAACAAAAAAAAAGAAACACUUUCCUCCUUCUUUCACAAACACACCAAUCGAAAGCUUCACUGUGCAGAUGCUCAAACGCUGAAACAGUCACGUUGUGUUUUUGUUUUGUUUCUUUUUUUAUUUUAUUUUGGAGAAACAAAAAGGCCUUACUACUGUGAGCGGAUCCUUACUGCAACGGUGGGGGCCCCAACCCCUAUGCACUUUCAACCCGUGGAGAGUCAAGUGCACCCAGUAAAAAACAAAAAAAGCAUCAGAAGCGAGGAGGAAGGUGCUGAAGAAGAGGAGUGCGGACAGGUUCCAGCAUUGAGUUGCUCACCUGGUUGUGAUGCUGCCUUGAAUGCAAAGCACUCAACACCUUCUGUAGGUACAAAACAGCACCUGUACAUUCAGAAAAAACAAGGAUGAAGCAAAGGACUUCAAGAAAUGAUCGAUACCCUUUACCAAAGUGAACAGUCGAUGCGCGGGAAGACAACAGUCUGAAACUGUUUUUUAAUGAUGUGCCUGUCUGAACCUCUAUUAAGCCCAUAUUGGCCCUUGUAGUUCUCUCACCUUGCUGGCGACACGAAACACUGUAUCAGACUCAGUCACAGACAAUAUUGAAAUGUUGGCUGAUUAAUAGCAUUAUAUCUGCAUCAUUUUGGAUGCUUUUAUUCAUGUGUAACAUCUUUCUCCUCUUUUUUGUUU
Messenger RNA from Oryzias melastigma (Indian medaka), 4446 nucleotides. It is a transcript of the gene pde3b, whose product is annotated as phosphodiesterase 3B. The record is from RefSeq and is a predicted model, not a curated record. Gene Ontology annotation, molecular function: protein kinase B binding; 3',5'-cyclic-AMP phosphodiesterase activity. NCBI's taxonomy places the organism in Eukaryota, Metazoa, Chordata, Actinopteri, Beloniformes, Adrianichthyidae. Gene Ontology annotation, cellular component: membrane. Gene Ontology annotation, biological process: signal transduction.